This is a messenger RNA of Prosopis cineraria, 1415 nucleotides long. RefSeq lists its product as uncharacterized. Bases 77 to 832 code for a protein of 251 amino acids. The transcript is spliced from 7 exons. Lineage: Eukaryota; Viridiplantae; Streptophyta; Magnoliopsida; Fabales; Fabaceae. The record is from RefSeq and is a predicted model, not a curated record.
UUGUUUUACUGCUGAAAAGCAGGGCAAAGCCGUCCGUAGGCCCGAGACCUGGGCUGUGGCGCAAAGAGUGUUGAAGAUGAGCAGCAAGAGGCGGGGGCAGCCGAAGCACCAGAACAAAUACGCCUGGAAACCCAACGCCGGCCGUAAGAUCAACGAAACUGAGGUAGGAGGAAAGUUCAGGCCUUUGUCUGAAAUCACUGGCGUGUGCCCUCGCUGUAAAGAACAGAUCGAUUGGAAACGCCGUUAUGGCAAGUACAAGCCCCUUGUCGAACCUGCCAAAUGCCAGAGAUGCUCUAAACGUGCCGUUCGUCAAGCUUACCAUAACCUGUGUUCUGGUUGUGCCAAAGAGCACCGGGUUUGCGCUAAGUGUUGUUGCGCUGUGGAUCGUAUAGUUGGAAGGGACCUUUCAGAUGUGGAAGCUGAGCAAAAACAGCUUGAAGAGGCCAUUAAGAAUUCUCGGGAGAGGGAGAGGAGAACCCUAUUGCGUGCUAUGGACAAAGGCAAAUCCAAAGGUUCGGGAAAAACUCCUAACGAUAAUAAAGAUAAUAAGGUUGGACAAUUGUUUCCCAAUGCAUCUCUGGAGGAUUAUGCUAAACAGAACAGGCAUAAUGGAGGUCAUGAUGGUGGUGAAAUUUGUGAUAAUAAAUAUGAUGAUUGUGAUGAUGAAGAUGGUAACAGUGGGAAUGAAGAUUGUGACGAUGAAGAUGGUAACAGUGAGGACGUAGAAUGUGAUGGUGAAGAUGAUAAAGAUGACAGUGAAAACGAAGAUUGUCAAGAAGAAUUAGACGAUGAUGAUGAUGACAAUAAUGAGCACAAGUCACGGGGUAAAUGAAUAAAAAGAAUGAGUGACUGGCGUGAUAUAUUUCAGUUUUUAUACAAUCUCAUAUCAGGGGGAUGCUGAUCUUGUUGCAGUUAGUUUUGGAACGUCUGCUAAAUUUUAGAUAGAAAAUAUAACAUGGUUGAGCUCAAAUCUUGGAAUACAGGCUUUUGAUGUAUUCUCCAGAUAUUAGGAGAAAAAUAUGAGUUUUGGAUUAGUACAUGAUGAGAAUGAAGACAAAUUUUCUAUUUGAUGGAUACAAGGAAAGAAUGCCUCAGUAGUCAGUAGUCGGUAGAUCAACUUUGGUUCUGACAUAUAUUUGUGAGUUGGAGCGCAGAAUGCGAAUUUUAGAUCAGUCGGUCGUAUGUUAUCUUGCUGCUUCUGGCCCCUUUGAAUUAGCCUAGUCUUCCUAAGGAAAUGUUAUAUUAGCUACUCUGAAAGUACUUCAUAAUUUAUACUCCCUAUCAAUAACUGUAGUAUUCCAAAUGUAGUUAGUUAAUAACUUAUUUUUCCCUUUCGGUAAAAAAAGAAAAACUUAAUUUUCCCCAAUGCACUCAUUUAUAUUAUUAGUUUGCAAUGAAUAUUUUCACUCUUGAAA